This is a messenger RNA of Hyalella azteca, 2830 nucleotides long. RefSeq lists its product as uncharacterized. NCBI's taxonomy places the organism in Eukaryota, Metazoa, Arthropoda, Malacostraca, Amphipoda, Hyalellidae. The record is from RefSeq and is a predicted model, not a curated record. The coding region runs from base 208 to 2523 and encodes 771 amino acids. The transcript has 9 exons.
UUCAUUCUAAACCUUAAUAAUAGAAAUGAUGAUGAGAUUUAAAUGAAAACAACCAAUUAUCAUACUCUCGAACUGGCUAUAAAAGGACUUUCGGACCUGAGGCAACUAUGAAGCAAUCUCCUGUGGUCAUCCAAAGCUAUAAUAAAAUCAAAGACUUCACCCAGAGCCGCAUUAGACAUUGAGAGAAGUUUGGAGCUGGUCAAUAGCAUGAGCAGCCCUCAUGUAUGGAUGAUAGGUAUUCUACUGCUGUUGGCAGUCCGAACUUCUUCCUCGUCAGUAGGCAGGCAACUCAGCAAUGAUGACUUCUACAAAAUUCGUGAUUCAUCCAGUUCUGACUCCAAAAAUGUGGCUUAUGCUGAAAUUAUUCCAAAGAAUAUCACAAAUCCUGCACCCACCAGGCAUCUGGAGAUGCAGAGGAGCACACAACAUAGAAAGCCCAAUUUGAUUGAAGAACGCGAAAUUGACGUAGGGAGUUUGGAGAAGUCGCAUGUCAGUCGUGAACUCACUGCAGGUAGCAUAAACAGAAACAUAAUUUCUGAAAGUUCAGAUGAAGAAGCAGCAUACCUGUACAAUUCGAUUGUCUUUAAUCGUUCAAAAAGAAAUUAUUCCCAUCAUGGACGAAGUGUCUACGAUCAUGAGCUAAAAUUUAACUCAGGAAGGUCACAGGCUGCUUUUGAAACCGGCAGCUUGCAUCUAAACAUAAUCAACGAAGAUGUACAGGAUAGUAUACAUUAUGGAUCUUCCUUUUACCGUCCUUAUUCUUCUAUCGAUGGCAUUGCUUCAAACAUAAGGCUAUUGAGCUUUACACUGCCUCGAAUAAAGGCUUACAAUCAUAAUAUACAGUCUCGUUUCGUUGAAGUGGAUGAGAGUAGAAUAAACUUGAGAAAUUCAUAUGCUGGACUACCAUCACGCCGUCAUUCAUCAUAUAAAAGACGAUAUCCUCGUUUUCAACGAUCUCCGCAUCAGUCACGCCCGAGCUACAGUGCUCGUCUGGCUGAUGUUCCAUUUUCUCAAGACCCGAAUUAUCACCGAAUCCAAGGCGUUCACUCGGAGUCUCGAACAUUCAGCCAGAGCUCGGAUUUGUUGACCCAAAUAAAUUCUCAUUCCCAAGAGAGACAAUCCGAUAUGCACCGUGAACCAAGCUAUUCUCAAUCAAUUUUCCCAAAUUCUAAAAUAAAUCCCGUCAACAAUAAUUACCCAAGUAACAGUAGCCUACUCGCGAUUCUUGAUUCACAGACAUAUAUCCCAUCAUUGGACUCUCCAAAAACUCCUAGAGCGCGUGCGUAUCACGAGUACCAACAAUUGCCGAAUUCAAGUAAGAGAGUCAUAGAAGAGGAAGCGAGAAAUUCACUUAAUGUUAUCGACAACCAUGAGGAAGGCAGGUUUCACAAUCCUAACGAUAUUCCUGCCGUUCGUUACCAACAUUCAAAUUUUCACGAGGAAGCGAACUCUUUGGAUGUUUUCCCUGAACUAACGACCGUAAGCGCAGCUGUCGAUGAUAGACUUGCAUACGAAUUAGCGGAAGAUAACGAUGCAACCUCAAGAAGUUCCAAGGAUCCUGCAAACCUUCAAGUUGGCAAGUCCCUCAACAUCUUCUCUCGAUACGGAUUUCUAACUCUUUCCAUAAAGGUUCGACCACCAGUUGGUGUCCACGACUAUCUUUUCGUUGAAAACACGGCUGAAGUGUUUCAGAAAAAUUCAUAUUGGAGUCAACGCGAACGGAAAAAGCACACAGGAGAAUUUGAUGACCACUUUUAUAUUCACUUCUGCGAGAACUUGAACGAGCUCCUCAUCGCCUACUUCGAUCACUUUACGAUAGAGGGUGUGCCAAAAGCACACAAGGCAUUCACUGCUUCAUUGUCAGCAAGGGAUUUGGCGAGGCAGUUUGGCAUAAACUCGUCUUUCCUACGAGGAAGAUUUUCAUUUGUUUUGGUUCGGCUUUUCAGACGAAAAAUGCGCAAUACUCUGGACGGUCCGUUGACCGUACUCGCUGCUUUGCAAGCGGCGCUCCGAUCUGUUAGGAUUGGAUCCGAAGAAUCUGUUCAUCGGUUCGUCGACAGGUUUGGCACGCACGUCAUCAAGGAAUUCGAGGUGGGCGACGUGAUGUAUCAGACGUUCGUCUUCGGGGAGCGUAUCUACAAGCAGCUGAAGAACACAUUCGUCACUGUCCGCAGUGAAAGCCAUCUAGAGCAGCUACAACUAUAUUUCUCACCGAGAUAUGCUACCAGCAUCGGCGAGAUACAACUGGCGUCAGGCAACAGCAACCUGACUAAAAUCCUGGAGAACGGCGGAGCUGUGCCGCCAGAACUUCUCGUCUAUCCCAACAUUUUCAAAGCAUUUGACGAUCCUGCUGUUGAGACGGAGCUGGAGCGGCUGGAAGGAGAGGUGGUGCUGAGCCUGAAGCUGGAGAAGAUCACUACAAGACUCCCGCAGUCAGCCACCAUCAGGUGGAUGUCAGAGGUGCUCGAUAACUCCUUAGCUCUCUACUACCAUAACCUCGACUCAACCAGGGACACUACCUAAGCAAAAAUCGCUAAAAUUUUAUAUCAAAGAUGUUAACAACUUCGACAAUAAAUUGAACACUAAUACAGUGCUCGUAAUUGGAACCCCUAAGAUACGAUUCAAGAGAUUUAAUUACUCAAGUCAAUAAAUUAAAUUCUUCAAACGCGCAAGAGUCGAUAUUUGUAGACUUUUGCCAUUCAUCAACACUAAAUAUAUUAAACCAAAACGAAGGUGGGACACACACUGUCGCGUCGUCCAAAUUGCACAAGUCGAGAAUAAUUUGUCACUAACGAAUAACGGAGGGCCUGGAAUGGCCAGAAAGACGACG